Messenger RNA from Lotus japonicus, 485 nucleotides. RefSeq lists its product as uncharacterized. Bases 1 to 363 code for a protein of 120 amino acids. The transcript has a single exon. NCBI's taxonomy places the organism in Eukaryota, Viridiplantae, Streptophyta, Magnoliopsida, Fabales, Fabaceae. The record is from RefSeq and is a predicted model, not a curated record.
AUGAUGCAACAGGCUCAGGGUGGUGGUGCUCCACCGCAUGCUAUCCUUCUGGCAGUGGUGGUAGCGAUCGUGGUCAUCGUGCCUUUCCUUCUCGGAGAUCAGGGAGAAGCCAUCACCGAAGGGAUAGCGGAGCUGCUAAGUCCACUAGGUCUUCUUCUGCUCCCCAUCAUUCUCCUCCUCACCAUCCAGUUCCUCUCUUCCGAUCGCGGCUCCUUCGUCUCUUCACUUUUCUCCACCGGCGAACCAGACUCCAUCCACCGAGUCAGCGGCUCCCCCGUCGGCGUGGCACUCGUCCUCAUCCUCAUUCUGUUCCUCCUCUACAACCGCUUCUCCAUCUUCGGCGGUGAUGAUUCCGAUGAAUGAAUGAGUUUCUGGAUCUGGCUCUCUCAUGCUUUUUGUUUUGUACUAUUUCAGAUUAUAAUUGUAAUAUUGUGGUAUUAUUAACUAAUUACAGUGAGAGAAUAGAUGAACUUAAUUGCUUUUUU